Messenger RNA from Ostrea edulis (European flat oyster), 5181 nucleotides. RefSeq lists its product as uncharacterized. Lineage: Eukaryota; Metazoa; Mollusca; Bivalvia; Ostreida; Ostreidae. The coding region runs from base 144 to 4937 and encodes 1597 amino acids. Gene Ontology annotation, molecular function: protein binding; serine-type endopeptidase activity. The record is from RefSeq and is a predicted model, not a curated record. Gene Ontology annotation, biological process: proteolysis. The transcript has 33 exons. Gene Ontology annotation, cellular component: membrane.
CUCUCUCUCUCUCUCUCUCCACAAAUAUGCAAGUGGGCUUACGAAAGUGCUUGAUACAAGUGGUUGGAGUGUUAUAAAUCCGAUAAUGUAGAUGUUAAGAGAUGAUUAUAAAACAGUAACGACACGCUGACCCACAGUGAAACAUGAGGGUCCCUGUUCUCACCAUCCUUGUCUUCCUUUUACUGUCAGACGAUUUUUGUGGAGGAAAUCAGAAAAAGAACAAAAAGCAUGGCCAGAGAAAGGGCAAAGGCGCGGAUAAGAGGAGAAAGGUUACAGGUGUCCCCAAAAUGCCCAUGCUAAAUGUGACAGUACCCCUAACAUUGCAGAGACUGAGGUUUAGUAACCAUGGCAACCAGUCAUUAUACAACAGUGGUCGUUUAGAAGUUCGUAGAGGUGGAAGAUGGGGACCAGUUUGUGAUGACAAUUUUGACAUAAAAGAUGGUCAUGUGGCUUGUAGACAAAUGGGAUUUGCUAGGGGUGCAGACAAGGUGUACGACAAGUCCUUCUUUGGUUCUGGACUGUGGAAUUCUACCGAUAUACUGAUGGAUGAAGUAAGCUGUACAGGCCAGGAGGCAGAAUUAUUAUCGUGUCCCUACACUAUCAACCACGACUGCUCAGUCAGAGAACUAGCUUCUGUUGUCUGCAAGGAAAACAUGGGAUGUGAUGAAGGUUGGAUUGCUGGAUCUGAGGGUUGCUACAAAUUGCACACCACAGCCAAAAACUAUCGCAAGGCCAGCAAAAUCUGUGUCAGGGAAGGUGGCCAUUUAACCAACAUUGAAACUCCAAAGGAGCAUCACUUCCUGUCCAGUCUUCUUUAUACAGUGGACUUAGAUACCAAUAUUUGGAUGAUUGGAGGAAGGCGUAAGAAAUCAAGCUGGUAUUGGGAAAAGUCGAUGCGUAUUCCAAAGGAGUCAAAGAGAAGAAAAAAGAAAAAGAAGAAAGGGCCUAUCCAAUCAUUUAAGUCUAAUAUGACAUACAGCAACUUCUUCCCAGGUUGGCAACCAACAAAUUUCAAUAGACAACCUUCAAAGAAGAAGGGAGAAUAUUGUGCAAGUUUAGCCCACCAAUUCAAGCACCCAAAUGGUUCGAUGGUGUCAGUCCAAUAUUACUUCUUUGAUGAUAUCAAGUGCAAGAAAACUAAAAAAUACAGCUUUGGAUUUAUAUGUGAAAAACCAAUACAGAAGAUGGACCAACCACGUUUAAGACUGUCUGAUGAGUGUUACCUAGGUAAUGGAGAAUCUUAUAGAGGAGACCAAACAGAAACAAAACUAGGAACUCCUUGUCAGAAAUGGUCCAAGUCCUCUCGUAUCAAUGCAAAAACCCAUCCUGGAAAGGGUUUAGGUAACCAUGAUAAGUGUCGUAAUCCAGACAACAGUUCACAGCCCUGGUGCUGGGUGGAUGUGGAUCGCAUGCGCUUUGGUUACUGUACUGUCCCUAAAUGUGACUCUUCAACCACUGCUUUACCCAUUUCACGUAAUAAAGACUGUUAUGUCAGUGAUGGUAAAUUCUACAGAGGUUCUGUCAGCAGAACAGAGAAAGGCUUCAACUGCCAGAACUGGCCGUCUUCUGCUAAAGUCAACCCAACAACCCAUCCAGGAGUGGGUCUAGGGAACCACAAUUUUUGUAGAAAUCCAGAUGAAGACUCCAAACCGUGGUGCUGGGUCAGACCAAACCUGAAUGAGUUUGAUUACUGUGUGGUACCCCGCUGUUCUGAUCUCCAGACGGGGACUCAGCCACCCACCACCACAACCACAGCACAGAUAGACUGUCCUGCAAACAAAUUCUUUUGUCACUUGAGCACUAAAGAUUUCUGUAUUCCACAGCUGUUUCAAUGUGAUGCUGAAAAAGACUGUGAAAAUAAUGAAGAUGAAGAAAAUUGUGAAUACAAACUUCCACUCUUCACAAAGCAUGCAAAUUAUGCCAUCAUAUCCCAGGGUGAAGAAGCAUAUGAAAAUAUACCACUUGAACUGUGUGCCAGAUACUGCGUGCAGUCCACACGGUUUGUCUGUAGAUCUUUCCAUUUUGUGAUUGGGAAGAGGGAGUGUUUCCUGUCAUCACUGAACAGGGAGAGAGUGACAUCUAGUGGCAAUUACUCAUCUAUAUACACAUACUAUGAACUCAAAACCCAGAUCAGUGGAUGCCCUGGUGAAUUCAAGUGCAAGAAUGGUCGAUGUAUUGAACUGAGUCAACAGUGUAACUCUCAUGAUGACUGUGGAGAUCUUUCUGAUGAGGAGGAAUGUGCUGGAAAUACUGCCCCACCUCUUGGGAUCCGCCUAGUGGGUGGUAACGAUGACUAUUCUGGUAGAGUGGAACUUCAGUACUAUGGAGAAUGGGGUGUGAUCUGUGAUGACAACUGGGAUGUCCAUGAUGCAGAAGUUGUUUGUAGGAUGCUGGGUUUUGAGGGGGGAGCUGAGAAGGCUACAAGACUAGGGUUGUAUGGGUUUGGAAAUGGAAAUUUUCUCUUGGAUGAGGUUAACUGCACUGGUAUCGAGAGGACUUUGGAAGACUGUGAUAAAAAUCCGUGGAAGGACCAUGACUGUAGUAAAUUUGAAGUGGCAGGGGUUGUGUGUUAUCCCUCCAAAGAAUGCACAGAAAAAGAAUUCCGCUGUAACAACAAAAGAUGUUUGAUGCCAGGUCAAGUUUGUGAUGGAUCAGAUGAUUGUAGAGAUGGUUCUGAUGAAAUGAGCUGUGGUAUUCAUGUCGAGCUGGUAAAUGGGAACAGUCCCUACAGUGGACGAGUGGAGAUCAUAAGGAAUGGACUCAGAGGAACGAUUUGUGAUGAUGGUUGGUCAGACACUAGUGCUGCUGUCAUCUGUAAAAUGCUAGGCUUUAGAGGUGGACAAGCAAAAUCUGAUGCAACCUUUGGAGCAGGGUCAGGGGUCAUAUGGCUGGAUGAUGUUGAGUGUCUUGGAAAUGAAUCAUCUCUCAUCGACUGUUCCAGACGACCUUGGGGUGACCAUAACUGUGGACAUGCAGAGGAUGCAGGGGUCAUUUGUAAUGGCAAUACAGCUAUCACCACUAGAAAACCCACCACAUCCACUAGACCCAUCACACAAUCAUCCAAAGUCAGGGUCAGACUGGUAGGUGGGGGCGUGGCUAGUCGAGGCCGUGUGCAGAUCUGGUACAGGGGAACAGGUGGGACUGUCUGUGAUGAUGACUUUGAUGACAGGGAUGCCACUGUUAUCUGCCGUAUGCUAGGAUACAGGGGCGGUAAACCAUCAAAGUUGUAUGGUCCGGGUAAAAGUAAAAUCUGGCUUGAUAAUCUACAAUGCAAUGGGAAUGAGUCAAGUAUCCUAGAAUGUGAACAUGAAGGCUGGGGAGUUACAGAUUGCACAAAUGAGGAAGACAUUGGAGUCGAUUGUGAAGAUGAUUCUAUUGCUGCCCCAAGAGUGAAAGUGAGGCUGAUUGGGGGUACAGCUCCCAAUGAAGGUCGUGUGAUGGUCAUUGUACAGAACAAAACCGGGACAGUGUGUGAUGACUCCUUCACUGAUAUAGAAGCUAUGGUGGUGUGUCAAAUGCUGGGUUACAGAAGUGGUGUUGCCACAGAAGGGGGUUACUUUGGACCUGGUUCAGGGCUGACUCUCCUUGAUGACGUAAGAUGUCAGGGGACAGAGUCAUCGAUAUCCCAGUGUCGACACAGAGGGUGGGGCAUCAAUAAUUGUGAACAUGCUGAGGACGUUGGUGUUAUUUGUGAUGCCCCUGCCACCACUUCAUCUACCACAACAGUGGAUCAGGGAUCAGGGAAAGUAAAAUUAAAUGUUCGUUUGAUAAACAAUGUGAAUGGUGUUAAAGGCCGAGGGACACUAGAACUAGAAUAUAAUGGGGUCAAAGGAACUGUGUGUGAUGAUGAUUGGGAUGACCCUGAUGCCAAGGUCGUUUGUAAAAUGCUUGGAUACAGAAGUGGGGCAGCAGUGUCUAAUGCCAGGUUUGGACGAGGGACUGGUCCUAUUCACCUGGAUGAUGUUGGUUGCCGAGGUGAUGAGGAGUCCUUACUGGACUGUGCUCACUCCGGAUUGGGGAACAGUAACUGUGCUCAUAAUGAGGACGCUGGCGUCAUCUGCUAUACCGCUGAUGCAAUUAGCACAGAUGAUAUUAAUCAACUUCCAACUGAUUGUGGCCUACGACCAGUGGAAUCACUGAUCAACUCCAGACGAAAGAGAAACAUUGGAGAACGAACCGUAGAGGAUUGGCGACCUCCACUGAAGAUCUUUGGAGGGUUCAACGCUGACUAUGGGAUGUUCCCCUGGCAGGUGGCCAUUAGAAAGGUUAUCUUCAAAACAAGGACCAGAAAAAUUGAUGCACAUCAUUGUGGAGGAACCAUCCUCAGUCCAUUCUGGAUUCUUAGUGCUGCUCAUUGCUUUGAUGAUGAAGUGAAAUCAAAGCUUGCAAUAAGAGUCGGAGAUUUCAACAACAAGGAAGAUGAUACUGAUGAAGAGGAAUUUGAUGUGGAGGAAAUCUUCAUGCAUGAGGGGUACAGUACUGUGACAUAUGACAAUGAUAUAGCAUUGAUUAAGAUAGCCCCUAAGGAUGGCCGUGGUAUAAUGAUCGGUCUCUACAUCCAGCCUGCCUGUUUGCCCAAUGAUAGUUUGGUAUACGGAGAUGACUUGGACUGUUAUAUAUCUGGAUGGGGAAAAACAGCACUGGGGUCACCAAAUAUCUUAAAGUAUGCAGAAGUUCCUAUAAUAAAAGAAAGAAUCUGCCAUAGCUUGUACAAAGGUUCUCUGUCUGAUGGCAUGUUCUGUGCAGGCUACGUAAAAGGAGGGGUUGAUACUUGUCAAGGGGACAGUGGAGGACCUCUAGUCUGCAAAGUUAAUGGUAAAUACACAAUUUUGGGAGCUACAUCAUGGGGAAGAGGCUGCGGGGAUCCAAAUUCUCCAGGGGUGUAUACCAAUGUCAAACACUACCUGCAGUGGAUUAGAGACAAACUUGCACAAUAAUGUGAGGCCGAUAUCCAGUCCUCUACUAGUUUAUCCCCACACAGACCUCAGUGUGCAUGUGUGUCACUGGCUAUCACGAUCACUGUAUUCAAUUUACAAGGACAGGCUCCUCCAGCACAUUGCUGAGUUGAUGAAAACCUUCACUCGUUUCUAUUUCUAUAUUCUAUCACAUGCGAAUUGGCGAAAGAAUUUUGCAUGAUCAAACUGAUGUCAUUUAUAAAUACAGUGUAUUUUUUAAAUCCAA